Lycium barbarum (goji berry) is the source of this 1080-nucleotide messenger RNA. RefSeq lists its product as uncharacterized. Bases 1 to 1080 code for a protein of 359 amino acids. Lineage: Eukaryota; Viridiplantae; Streptophyta; Magnoliopsida; Solanales; Solanaceae. The transcript has 5 exons. The record is from RefSeq and is a predicted model, not a curated record.
AUGGUCAAAGUGUUUCUUAGGAAGUGGUAUCCCCCAAGUAAAAGAGCUGAGAUACGUGAUCAAAUUUACGAGUUCAAACAACGUAAUGAGGAGCAACUUUUUGAAGCUUGGGAGAGGUACAAAGAAUAUUUGGACAGAAAUACCAAACCAUGGUUUCCCAUAUCAUAUUCUGAAGGAGAAGUUCUACAGAGUCAAGCAUGGAACUCGAGUAGUUUGGAUGGUUUAUCACUUGGGACACCAUCAAUCCAAAAUAUUGUGAAGGAUAAUCAGGUGACGCAGCAAGCAUUGGCACAACUAGCCACGAAUAUCUCUUUACCGACGAAGAGAAUUGAUGAGAGGGAGCCGAAGAAGCAAAUACGUGACCUUUCCAGGGAGCAGCAUCCUGCUAGAAAGGGAGGACUUCCUAGUGAUACUAUUCCAAACUCGAAAAAUGGUGGCAGUGUGAAGCGUACUUUUGCUGUUAGCACGAGAAGAGGUAAAAUAUUUCAAAGCGCUGACAAGAAGGAGGUUGAUCUAGAUCCAGUUAUUGAGCAGAAAGAGGAAACAGAUGAUAAAAGGGGUUUUUCGCCCUUUGACACAGAUGUACAAAAUGUUGUGAAAGAGAUGCCCGGAUUUGCUAAAUUUGUGAAUGACCUGCUUACGAAGAAGAGGUCUGUUCAACAUGAGACUGUGAAUUUAACCCAUCGCGUAAGUUUAAUUAUUGCUUCCACCACAGUUCAGAACAAGGGAGAUCCAGGGGCAUUUACCAUUCUGUGUAAUAUUGGGCUUCAUGCAUUCGCUCGUGCUCUGUGUGAUAAUGGGUCGAGUAUCAAUCUAAUGCCCCUUGCUAUUUUCAAGCAAUCCGUUUUGGGAAUGCCUAGACCGACUUCUAUGCGAUUACAAAUGGCGGACAAAUCCAUCAAGAAGCCAGUUGGGGUUAUAGAUGAUGUGUUGGUACAAGUGGGAAAGUUCAUGUUGCCUGUUGAUUUCGUUAUCCUGUAUUGUGCAGUUGAUAAAGAUAUUCCCAUCAUCUUAGGAAGACCCUUCCUUGCUACGGGUAGAGCGCUUAUGGACUCUGAAAAGAAUAAAAUCAAGUUCUAA